AUGGCUGCGGAGAGGUCUAUCAGGCGAUUUUACGUGUCAUUGAUCCCUCAGCACAGUUCGCUGCCAGUGCAGCCGUCUCGGCCAGUUAGCAAUAAUGAUGACAACCCGGUCAUGGAGCAGGGAACGACUGCUGAAGCGGACGCACGUCGCUACCAGCUCGUAGUCCGGCCGAUUAUUAAGUCCACCAUCGGUCAACGAGACACGUCGGGGGACACCCUGGAUGAUGUGGCUCUGAUCGGCGCAGUGGUUAUCGCGGAAGCAAACUGCGACGAUUUGGUGGUCCUCAACCGGCUCCAGGAGCUCCUACUCCCGAAGGACGAAGGGUCUGUCGUCCGGAUGGCCUCGACGACUCGAUCACGAACACGCUCGAAGAACUCGGCGGAGGUGCUACAACUAGAUGUGGCUCAACGCAUCAGGACGGAUCGGGUUUUGCGAGCACAGAACGAAGAAAAGUGGAUCGUAAACCUCAAGGCGUACCUGGCAGGCGACUUGGAGAGCCUAGAUGCUGGCGAUGCGCGAGCUUGCGGCAAAAUCGCGGGCGACUACGACGUGGACGACGGUGGGAUGCUCCCUUACUGCCCACGCGCGGGAAGGGACGACGGUGACCACGAUCGUCUGGCGAAGCUGGUGGUGCCAGAAUACCUACAGUAA
Molecule: messenger RNA, 651 nt
Organism: Phytophthora nicotianae INRA-310
Lineage: Eukaryota; Oomycota; Peronosporomycetes; Peronosporales; Peronosporaceae
Exons: 2
Coding region: 1-651 (216 amino acids)
Source: RefSeq, a predicted model, not a curated record